AUGCUCCGCCAGGCUGUUCGAGGAGCUCGAUGGUUUCAGCAUGUACGUCCAUCGAUUGCGCCCCGGCGCGCCUUCGCCGCCAUAGCUCCGCGCUAUCUCGACUUCGGCGGACCAAAUGACAAGGUCACUUUCUACGAUCAGGAUGCUCCCGGAGGCAAAAAGAAACUGAUCGACCCUGAAGCCGAAGAUAAAGAGGAGCGCGAGGAAAUUGAGAAUGAGCUUACGAAGCUCCGAAGAGAGCUAAAGGAACUGGAGGAGGGGCCGUUUAGUCCCAACGGUGCGUUUAUCCAGAGCAUGCCGGAGGAGGAUAGGAAGAUUGCACUCGAAGCCUUACGACAAUACGAUGAGGAGAACCCGUCGGAACUGCAUCUUACGCUGGACGAUGUUUUCGACCAGGAGUUUGACGACAUGUUGAGAGAAGAGUUCGAGGAUCUUGCGAUGGAACAAGAAAACUGGCAGGACGAAGCCAGAAAACAACACAAAUUGGACGCAAUUCGGUCUGCUCAGGCGCUCAGAAGGGCCAAGACUCACCCUUAUGCCAUCAAAUUCGGAGAUUCGUUGAGACGGCUUCAGCAAAAUCUGUCGGACGAAAAAGGGAACCAGGAGCUGUGGAAAUGGUAUCGGCGGUGCAAAGAAGCGGUUCCCGGUUUUCUCACAACAGUUUCCAAAGAAGCGAUUGAUCUUGUGUGGAAAUCACAGACUACCGGAGACUCUGGAAAGAUUACACGAUCAACGCAUUUACAGACCCUUGUGAAGGAUUCAACCUCGGUCGGCCGAUCCCUCACCACCCCUCAAAUCCUUUCCUAUAUAACCGCUCUUCACGAUGGAGGUGCGACAAAUCAGGCAUUGGAGCAGUGGGAGGCAUACCAAGCGGAGUUGUCCGAGAAAAAGGAGGACCUCGAGGAAUACUGGAAGCUCGGCGUGCGGCUUUUUGCGGCGGAAGACAAUCCUCAAAGAGCCCAGGAUAUCGCCUUGGCUUUUCUCGCGAAUGACCCAUCCCGCCAGCCACGGGUUCUUAUUCCCGUCAUCACGGCGUGGGGCAGACUGCCCGGCAAGGAAGCAGAGGUGAAAGCGUGGACCCUCUAUCUGCAGCUAAAAACCUUUUUGGGCACGGAAAUGACCAUGCAAGACUACGAUCAGGUGAGCAUCGGCCUGCUUACAGCUGGUCGGUUGGACACUGCAGUCGCUAUCUUCAAGGACAUGAUGGUGACGGGGCAAGACACGGCGAAUGACUCGACGGCGCUAUACAAGGCCGCUCUUGGUGUCGCUGGCAAUCUUCAUGCUUCAAGUAUUGAUGAACAUGCUGUGAACAAAGUCUCUUUGUCUGCACUCACGGUACUGCCGCGUCAAUUCCAGAAUCGAUUCUUCUAUGCCAGUUGGAUGAAAAAGCUCAUUGGAAUGGGCGAGGUCGACUCUGCUGCACUUGUUAUCGAGCUGAUGUAUGAGCGAGGCGUGAAGCCAGACAUCAAGCACUUGAAUGGCAUCAUUGGGGGCUGGCUCCGAGAGGGCAAUGCAGGCGCAAGGGACAAAGCAGAACGACUUGGGUGGGCCAUGAUCCAGCGCCGGAUUGAUGCUGCAUGGAAGCGGUUUCAAAUCACUGCCAAGGCUCCCCAGGUUCAGGUCACUCACCAAGAGAACAACAGCCGCAUUCCCAAGUUCUUGCAACGAGAAGUUCCUUCCGCCAGCAUAGAGACAUUCUCCAUCCUGCUUCUGCACUACACUCGCCGGGGUGAUGACGACAUGGUCAAGUAUUUGAUCAAAUGCCUAAGCGAUGCGCAGAUCCAGCCGAACUCCUAUUUCAUAAACCACUUACUCUACGCCGAACUGCGAAAGCAAGACAUUCGGUCCCUCUGGUCCAAGUUCCAGGCGAUGUCAUCGACCAUCCGCCCCGACCUAGAAACCUAUGCCUGCCUAUGGGACUGCGCCAAGCUCCAAUACGACCGUGGGCGGACAGCUUUCGACUCCGGGUUUCCCACGGCACGCCAGCUGUAUGCUUAUAUGAUACGCUGGCAUUCGCAGCUCUCCCCGCGCGGUCAAAAAACCGCCAAGGCCCAGUUCUCCAAGGACCUAUACGACCAGAUUGUGCGUUGCUUCUGUCUCUCCAAAGAUAUUCCUGGUACUUUAGUGGCACUCCAUUCUCUGUGGGCAGUAUUUGGGUAUGCACCCGACGACAUCACUGCCCGCCUGAUUGUCCUCCAAAUCGCGCGGCUGGCCGGCGUACCCACAAACACCCCGAAACGCCGCCUCCGACGCCUGUCCUCCACCCCACGAAGCAAAGAGAACAUCGGGCAGGUCAGCCGGUUACUGGACAUGCUGGGUGAACGCAAAGCCGCAGCUUUGCAGGUCCACGGAUUGAAGCUGGACCAGCUCGACCCGCACGAAAAGCGGCAGCACCAAGUUGAGAUCAUGGCGAGUCUUCUACGCAUUGUGCUGAGCCGAACCGAUGAACUAGAUCCUAUCAGAGUCGAAGAAAAGCUCGCCCAAGCGGCGACGGAUAUGCAAGUGGAGGGACUGGAUCUGGGAUCGCCUUUGGGGGUCGAUGAUAGCCAGCUGCUGUAG
Penicillium alfredii is the source of this 2559-nucleotide messenger RNA. RefSeq names its product pentatricopeptide repeat protein. Lineage: Eukaryota; Fungi; Ascomycota; Eurotiomycetes; Eurotiales; Aspergillaceae. The coding region runs from base 1 to 2559 and encodes 852 amino acids. The record is from RefSeq and is a predicted model, not a curated record. The transcript has a single exon. Gene Ontology annotation, molecular function: protein binding.